AUGAGACCUGAUACAAAGGCUGAUGACACCAUCGAGCAAGCUCGUCAAAAACUUAGAGAUAGGUUUGGUGUGGGAACUACUCAAGUUGGAGGUAAAGGUACAGCAAGAAGAAAGAAGAGAGCACAGAAACCAUCAACCGGUGUAGACGUAAAAAAACUCCAGGCAGUAACUUCUCGUUUUAGGUGCCAAACUUUUCCUGCUAUUGGUGAAGUGACAAUGAUGAGGAAGGAUGGUACUUGUCUUCACUUUUCAAACCCAAAAUUACAGGCUUCCGUUGCUACAAACACAUACAUCCUUACAGGUAACCCACAAGAAAAACUUAUCAAAGACUUACCUCAGCAAAUUAAUCCAAUGGAUCUGAGUGCAUUUCUAAACGAUCCAAAAUUCCAGAAGCUUUUAGAGGAAUCUCAGGCAAACCGAGUAAAGAUGGCAACGGGGGAAGAUGACGACAUCCCAGACUUAGUUGAGAAUUUCGAAGAUGUUGAAGAGUAA
This is a messenger RNA of Cryptosporidium ubiquitum, 492 nucleotides long. RefSeq names its product BTF basal transcription factor. Gene Ontology annotation, cellular component: cytosol; nascent polypeptide-associated complex. The coding region runs from base 1 to 492 and encodes 163 amino acids. The record is from RefSeq and is a predicted model, not a curated record. The transcript has a single exon. Lineage: Eukaryota; Apicomplexa; Conoidasida; Eucoccidiorida; Cryptosporidiidae.